Messenger RNA from Poecilia latipinna (sailfin molly), 1670 nucleotides. Its product is annotated as vomeronasal type-2 receptor 1-like. Gene Ontology annotation, biological process: G protein-coupled receptor signaling pathway. The transcript has 7 exons. The record is from RefSeq and is a predicted model, not a curated record. Lineage: Eukaryota; Metazoa; Chordata; Actinopteri; Cyprinodontiformes; Poeciliidae. Gene Ontology annotation, molecular function: G protein-coupled receptor activity. Gene Ontology annotation, cellular component: plasma membrane. The annotation marks the transcript as partial.
UCUGGGCUGCUUUCAAUGCCCUGGGAUUGGCUGUUUGUUUGCUGGUGCUGAUGUCAGUGUGUGGUCUGGGUGGGUCUGUGGAUAGUCUGAGACAGAGGACAGAGUCCACAGAUCCUCUCACUCAGGCUGGUGCACCGGUGCAGUGUACGCUGCAGGGCACGCCUCGUGUGUCAGCUUUCUCGAAGGAUGGUGACUUUGUUAUUGGAGGCAUUUUCUCAAUUCAUUACCAACUUUAUACAGUGAUUUAUAAUUACACCACCAAGCCUGAGCCUCCCAGAUGCACAGGGAGCUUGAACUCUCGUGUCCUGCGCUUCUUGCGCACAAUGAUCUUUGCAAUUGAGCAAAUAAACAACAGUUCCCAGCUGCUCCCCGGCGUCAGUCUCGGAUAUCAGAUCUAUGACUCGUGCAUAGCGGUGCCGGUGGCCGCGCACGUUGCGUUUCAGCUGUCAAACGGCCAGGACCCCGUAUUUCUCCAAGGCGGGAACUGUUCACAGUCUGGCGUGGUGGCUGCUGUGGGAGACUCUGGAUCCACUCCAUCCAUCAGCAUUUCCCGCAUCUUCCGUUCCUUCAGCAUUCCAUUGGUGAGUCCAUUUGCCACCUGUGCCUGUUUGUCAGAUAAGCAGCAGCAUCCGACGUUUUUCAGAACCAUUCCCAGUGACCAGUUCCAAGCUGACGCGCUGGCCAAACUGGUGAAACACUUCGGCUGGACUUGGAUUGGCGCGGUGCGCUCCGACUCGGAUUAUGGAAAUUAUGGCAUGGCGUCCUUUCUCGACGCGGCGCUCAGAGAGGGGAUCUGCGUGGAGUACUCUGAAGCCUUCUACCGGACCGACCCGCCGAGCAAGAUCCAAAGACUUGCUGAUGUGAUCCGAAGAUCAACAGCCGUUGUUGUUGUGGCCUUUGCGGCCUCUGGUGACAUGAAGGUCCUGUUAGAGGAGCUGGCCCGGGACCCUCCUCCGGCUCGUCAGUGGAUCGGAAGUGAGGGCUGGGUGACGGAUCCUCACUUGAUGAGCUUCGGUUUUUGCGCGGGCGCCAUCGGAGUUGCCAUUCAGCAAGCUAUGAUCCCAGGGCUGAGAAACUUCCUCCUGGAUCUCUCUCCCUCAGACGUGGCUGCUUCCUCAGUGCUGACCGAGUUUUGGGAGGAGGCGUUCAACUGCAGUCUGACAGAAAACGCUGACUUGAGCAAAAGAGUGUGCGAUGGAACCGAAGACAUUCAAAGGCUUGAGAACCCGUACACUGAGACGUCUCAGUUGAGAGCGAGUAACAUGGUGUACAAGGCUGUUUAUGCGAUAGCUCAUGCUAUUCACAGUGCGGUGUGUGAGGAAAGGAACGCCAUCAUUCAGUGUGACAAACAUGUCAGCUUAGAGCCAAAACAGGUCUUCACUGAGUUAAAGAAAGUGAACUUUUCCAAAAAUGGCUAUCAUGUUUCUUUUGAUGAUAAAGGUGAUCCUGUAGCUUUUUACGAGUUGGUUAACUGGCAAAGGAAUGAAAAUGGAGUUAUUGAGCUGGUAACAGUGGGCUUUUAUGACGCAUCACUGCCGAGGGGAGAGCAGUUCCGUAUCAACGGGAACUUAAUCUGGCUGGACGGUGGAACACAAGUUCCAGCGUCCAUUUGCUCAGAGAGUUGUCCUCCAGGAACUCGUAAAGUGUUGCAGAAAGGAAAACCAACCUGC